AUGCCAAACCUGACUCAGGCACGUGAUGAAUUGUCCAGUAAUCGCAAUUUGCCUAUUGCUCGAAGUAGUAGUGCAUUUGAGAAGGAAACACGAAAUGAAGUUUUAAUUACCCAUGAUUUGCCAAAUGCUGGAGGAACACAACUAUCACCAUUGAUUAUGCCAAACCUGACUCAGACACGUGAUGAAUUGUCCAGUAAUCGCAAUUCGCCUAUUGCUCGAAGUAGUAGUGCAUUUGAGCGUGGAACACAAUUUCUCCCUGAGACUGAAUGGAACAAUAUUCAGAGAGUUGGUGAAUUAUCAGGAAUACGACAUAAUCAUUAUGUAUCUCCUUCAACUGGUUUUAUUAGUAAUAAGAGGAUUGAACUUGAUGGGUCUUGCUGUAGAUGGAUCUGA
This is a messenger RNA of Eruca vesicaria subsp. sativa (arugula), 393 nucleotides long. Lineage: Eukaryota; Viridiplantae; Streptophyta; Magnoliopsida; Brassicales; Brassicaceae. The record is from the annotation of a GenBank genome assembly.